CCUGGGUCGUUGAGGUGGUAGUGGAAUCCGGUCCUCUGUGUUCGUGGAGUCUCAGCCGCCGGGGAACUCAAGGCUGGUCUCCGUCCCAUCGGAGCUCCGGAGGCCAAACUUGGAUUACAAGUUUAAGGUUUCCUAGAGGGCGAAACAUAAGGAGCCGAACUUCUCGCUGUGGUGUGUGCGGCGGGAGCGGCGAACCCGACCCGAGUUAAAACUCCCGGGGAGUCUUCGCUGCUCCCUCCUCCGCUUCUCCCCCCACGCUUCCACUUGGGGUCCCCCCGCCCCAGGGCCAGGAGUCGCCGCGGUCGCCGCAGCUUGGCUGGAGGCUGGAUGUGCACCCCCGCGGGUUCCGGGGAACUUGGGGGCGGCCGCUGAGUCCCGCGCGGUCGGAAAGUUUGUGCAGCCUCACCCCGCCUUGUGCAUCUUCAUCCCGGAGGGCCGCCCGGGGGCUUCCACCAUGAUCCACCGUGUCUUCGGCGUGCGCACGUGGGCCCCCCUGGGCAUCCUGGCUUCGGUGGCGUACUGCGUCCACCGGCGUCGCGUGGCCCGGGCCGAGGCCCUGGGGGCGGCCGGCCAGCGGCCGGUCGACCGGAGUCGGCUGGAGCUGAAGAUGGUGCAGGUGGUGUUCCGACACGGAGCGCGGAGUCCUCUCAAGCCGCUCCCGCAGGAGCAGGCAGAGUGGAAUCUCCAGCUAUUAGAGGUUCCACCCCAAACUCAGUUUGAUUACACCGUCACCAAUCUAGCCGGCGGCCCGAAACCACCUUCUCCUUUCGACUCUCAGUACCAUAAGACCAUACUGAAGGGGGGCAUGUUUGCUGGACAGCUGACCAACGUGGGCAUGCAGCAGAUGUUUGCCCUGGGAGAGAGGCUGCGGAAGAGCUAUGUGGAGGACCUCCCCUUUCUUUCGCCAACCUUCAACCCACUGGAGGUCUUUGUUCGUUCCACUAAUAUAUAUCGGAAUCUGGAGUCUACCCGGUGUUUGCUGGCUGGGCUUUUCCAAAGUCAGAAAGCAGGACCCAUCGUCAUCCACACUGAUGAAGCAAGCUCUGAAGUCUUGUACCCCAACUACGGGAACUGCUGGAGCCUGCAGGAGAGGACGAGAGGCCGGAGGCAGGCCGCAUCUUUGCAGCCAGGAAUCUCCGAGGAUUUACAAAAGGUGAAGGAAGGGAUGGGCAUUGCCAGUCAUGAUGGAGUGGACUUCCUCAGCCUCCUUGACAAUGUGGCUGCUGAGCAGGUGCACAAGCUCCCGAGCUGCCCCGCGCUGAGGAAGUUUGCACGGACGAUUGAGCAGAGAGCCGUGGACACGGCCUUGUACGUCAUGCAGAGGGAAGACAGGGAAAGCCUUCAGAUGGCGGUGGGCCCGUUCCUCCACAUCCUGGAGAGCAACCUGCUGAAGGUCGUGGACCCUGCCACCCCGCCCGGCCAGACCAGAAAGCUCUACCUCUACGCGGCUCAUGAUGUGACCCUCAUGCCUCUCUUAAUCGUCCUGGGCAUUUUUGACCACAAAUGGCCCCCGUUUGCUGUGGAUCUGACCAUGGAACUCUACCAGCACCUGGAAUCGAAGGAGUGGUUCGUGCAGCUCUAUUACCGGGGGAAGGAGCAGGUGCCGAAAGGGUGCCCUGACCGGCUCUGUCCCCUGGACAGGUUCUUAAACACCCUGUCCGCUUACACCUUGAGCCCAGAAAAAUACCAUACUCUCUGCUCUCAAGCCCGUGAUUGAACCUGGGAAUGGAGAGUGACUGAUUUAUACCAACAGGAUGCGUCGGGUUUUCAAUAAAGUGCUGUAACACAGUG
Molecule: messenger RNA, 1791 nt
Organism: Hyaena hyaena (striped hyena)
Lineage: Eukaryota; Metazoa; Chordata; Mammalia; Carnivora; Hyaenidae
Gene: ACP6
Product: acid phosphatase 6, lysophosphatidic
Exons: 10
Coding region: 455-1717 (420 amino acids)
Biological process (GO): dephosphorylation
Molecular function (GO): phosphatase activity
Source: RefSeq, a predicted model, not a curated record